ACCAGGUCAGCCCAGCCCCCCAAUAAGAAUGUGCGGUUCUGAUAUUGGAUGCAAGCACUGCGAUGACAGCCUCGCGCCCCGCAUCUUUAUUGAUACUGAGGCCAUGCACCGGGUAUCCUCUUCGAGCAUUCAACAGACAUGGAGCAUUUCACCCGAUUGCUUAACCAUCUUGGCAAAAACCACCUACCCAACCAGCUGCCAAUGCGAGUGCCUCCUCUGGCCAGACCGAAUGAUAGACACCGACCCGUUAGAAUGUAAGGCUUGUCCACGGGGAUCACCAGGGCGGAUGCUGUAAUCGACCUGCAUUGCGUUGCAGCUAAAUAUUGAAUUCGAAAAGGGUGGGGUGGAAUAAGCUUACGGCUAAGAGCUUAACGGUUCUCAUCGCUGUGUAUAUGAACAGAGCAUAUAAAAGGCCCAGAUUCUCUCAUCGCCGACUUCGACUAUAGUCUCUGUGAAGAACUGCACGGACUACAAAACACAUCCAUCAUCAACAAUUCAAGCCUCAUACAAAAUGAAGCUCUCCCUACUCACCCUCUCAUCCCUCAUCCUCGCAACCACAGCAACCCCAGUAUCUCUCGACUUCCCCUCAGGCGACGCCCCCCUCGAGAAACGCGCCACGGAGACUGUCUACCUCUCAAACUGCAACGUAUUUGGAACUCCGUUUUACUCCCAGAUGAACUACUACUCCAACGGGGCCAACUCGCAAAACGGCGAGCAACCCGAUGACACCUGCUACCUCGACCUCUCCGGCUACGUGAACUGGGAGGGCAACGCCAUUAGCGGCACUUUCAGCGGUGGUACGACAUUCACCUCUCACAUCGACUCUACUGCUCAGAGUCGCGCGUUGUAUAGUUACUCCGGGUGGGGAACAAAUACUUAUCAUAACUUCAACUGUUAUAAAGAUAACUAUCGCCUUCUUUACUCGUUUGGGUCUUACCCUGUUAAGUGCUAUAGUAUUUACUAUUGCCUCCCUGCAUAAAUUACGAACGGAGAUUCUGUGCAGACUUGCCUAAAGGUAGGACGCUGAAACUCGUAUUGGCGAGUUCAGUAACCAUGAAAGGGAUGGUUGUGGAGAGAUGCCCAAGUAACAAAGGGGAAGAAGGGGUAUUAACGAAAUUAUAGAUCGGAUAGUAUCUAUAGCGCAGAAAUAUCAUAUAAGUUAUCG
Pseudogymnoascus verrucosus is the source of this 1165-nucleotide messenger RNA. RefSeq lists its product as uncharacterized. NCBI's taxonomy places the organism in Eukaryota, Fungi, Ascomycota, Leotiomycetes, Thelebolales, Thelebolaceae. The coding region runs from base 512 to 979 and encodes 155 amino acids. The transcript is spliced from 5 exons. The record is from RefSeq and is a predicted model, not a curated record.